Clupea harengus (Atlantic herring) is the source of this 2018-nucleotide messenger RNA. Its product is annotated as dual specificity testis-specific protein kinase 1-like. The record is from RefSeq and is a predicted model, not a curated record. The transcript has 10 exons. Lineage: Eukaryota; Metazoa; Chordata; Actinopteri; Clupeiformes; Clupeidae. Gene Ontology annotation, biological process: actin cytoskeleton organization; protein phosphorylation. The coding region runs from base 113 to 1108 and encodes 331 amino acids. Gene Ontology annotation, molecular function: ATP binding; protein serine/threonine kinase activity. Gene Ontology annotation, cellular component: cytoplasm; nucleus.
CUGACGUGAGAUCGAGAAGGUGCGUGUUGUUCUGUUUUACUAAGGCAUAGACGUUUGCCGACUUUGUCUGGGCAUUUUGUUCAGAGGGAAAAGAGUGGCAACCCCCUUCAGGAUGCAUAUGAAUAGCGUAUUAAACCAGUGGACGGAUAUCUCCAGGAUGUGUGAGGUUGACGUAAGCUCGGAGCCCAGCAGCCCUGCUCUGUAUGGGGAGUCGUCAGACACCUACUUCCAGGUGGACCGCUGGCAAAGGCUCCGCACCGCAGUGCGCAAGCUCGAGUUCUGGGAGAACUUCACCGCUGAGCUCAUCGGAAGCGGCUUCUUCUCCAAAGUCUACAAGGUCAUGCACAACACCACCCGUAAGGUGAUGGUGGUGAAGAUCUACAAGAACGACGUGGAUCAGGACAGCAUCGUGAGAGAGAUCAGCCUGCUGCAGAGACUCUCCCACCCUAACAUCGUCAGAUACCUUGGGAUCUGUGUCAAGGAAGAUAAACUCUAUCCAAUUCUAGAGUAUGUGAGCGGAGGCUGUCUGGAGGAGCUGCUGGCCAGGAAGGAUGUGCCGCUCUGCUGGAGAGAGAAGGUGGACCUGGCGUCCGACAUCACCAGAGGCAUGAUCUACCUGCACUAUAAGAACAUCUACCACAGAGACCUCAACUCAAAGAACUGUCUGAUCCGGGUGACAGCGCGAGGCAGGGAGGCCUUGGUCACAGACUUUGGCCUGGCCAGGGAAGUGGUGGAACUCCCUGCACUUCCUGCCAAGGACAGGAAGUUGUCAUUGGUGGGCUCUGCCUUCUGGAUGGCCCCUGAGAUGCUGCGUGGGGAACCGUAUGACCGCAAGGUGGACGUCUUCUCCUUUGGGAUCGUGCUGUGUGAGAUCCUGGCAAGAAUCCCAGCGGACCCUGAAGUCCUUCCCAGAACACAAGAUUAUGGCCUGGACAUAUCAGCUUUCAGAAAGCUUACGAGUGGAUGCCCACAGCGUGUUCUGGAGCUGGCUGCCAGCUGUUGUCUGUUGGAGUCUUUCCGGAGGCCGUCGUUCACAGAGGUCCUGGACGAGUUAGGGGAGAUCGCGGAGGCCCUGGAGCCCCCUCACACGGAGCUGACCACAGGCUGACGACGGGUGACCGGGGAGGCUGAGCUGGCACCCACGCGCCCGCCAGACUGACUGACUGUAGUGAACUCAAAUACUGAGACGUUACCCUAGACACAAGCACCACGUAGAAGAGGAAGAGGAUGAGGAAGAGGAUGAGCUGCACCACAUAAAGAAGCAGACACUCGCGGUCGGUGCUAACUGCUGAAAGGAUACGGUCGACAGCACCCCCUAGAGGUAAUCAUCUGAAGUCAACACAGAGACAGGUAACACAGUGGAGAACUUAACUUGGAGCAAAGACUGUAUGAUGCUUACUUCUCUUCUGUAUUGAAUGUGGAAACUUACACUUUAAACAACUUUUUUUUGUACAUUAGUUUGAACCUUUUUAAAAUGGUCAUGAUUAACCACAGAAUUAACUCCGAAGUGGAUUUUAAUAGAUGACUACGCUUUCACCGUUGGCAUUGUUCCCUGUAAUAACGGGUCUUGAAAGAAUAAUUCUGUUGUUAAGGAGUGCAUGUAUUGAAGUAAGUAAGUGAGUGUGUGAGUGAGUGUGUGUGUGUGUGUGCCUGUGUGCCCACAUCAGUGUUUUCAUAUGAUGGAUUAUAUCUGAAUCUUUUAUUUAUUUUGAAAAGAAGAUAUCUUCACAACCACAAUAUUAAAGCUCUUUUUAAAGAACUCGUAUCAGGACUGUGUUAAAAAAAGACACGUGUAGGACUAUCUCCAUAGCCACCAGGUAUAUUGAUUUGUACGGUAGAGUCAGGAAUUAGUCACCUCUUCUGGGCAUGCAUAUUCUCAUUCAUUCUAAUAGUACAUAGAUAGUUUACCAAACUGUAGGCUAAAAGAGCACUUUUUUAUGUCAAAUGAAUUUGAAUCAUUUUACAUAACUGACAUACGCACACACAUGCAGGUGUACACACACACACGUAAUACAUAC